Messenger RNA from Saxophila tyrrhenica, 2103 nucleotides. RefSeq lists its product as uncharacterized. The coding region runs from base 1 to 2103 and encodes 700 amino acids. Gene Ontology annotation, biological process: post-transcriptional regulation of gene expression. The record is from RefSeq and is a predicted model, not a curated record. The transcript has 4 exons. Gene Ontology annotation, cellular component: cytoplasm. Lineage: Eukaryota; Fungi; Ascomycota; Dothideomycetes; Mycosphaerellales; Extremaceae. Gene Ontology annotation, molecular function: mRNA 3'-UTR binding.
AUGGACUUCACCGGCUCGCCAAUGAAGAGGAAGCAGUUCUCGACGUCAUUCACGAUCCACGAGGAUCAGGAUAUGGGUGAAAAUGAGACGCCGAUUCUUCACCGUAGCUCAAGCGGCUUGCCUUUGACCACAUCCAAAUUCGCCAACCGCCUCGCACCACCACAAAAAUACCAAAAGAUGGCGAAGGAGAACGACAGCCCCGUCAACGAGCUUCUGGCUCGGCUCACCCAACAGCAGGAAGCACUCUCUCGCAAGCGCGAGCAGAACCACGACCAGCCCACCGGCGACAGCUCUUCAUGUUCUGCCACUGACCCAUACGCCAAUACGCCACCGACCGAGAGCGCAGCUAACUCAGAUGGCCGUCCAGAUGCUGCAGAAGUUCUUCGCUUGCAGAAGGAACUCGAGCUGGCCAAAGAGCGCAUGGCGCAGAUGGACCUGGAACUAACCCAAUCACGCAUCACCAGGCACACUGUCGAAGAAGCCAUCGGCUCUCCUUUCCCGGCAGCCCAGCAGCUGGCCUUCAACAUCGGUGGCGCCGCCGCCAACAACAUGCAAGGCAGAGCGAGCCCCUAUCGUCCGCCGCAUCAUAUGCCAAACGGCGCUGUCGGGAAGUUGUGGAUCGACACAGGUAUCCCAAACGGCAGUGACAUGUACACACCUCACACCGGGCCUUCUCCUGUCUACCCACGUCCUGCGUCUGGGUUUGGUGCUCGCCAAGGCCAACAAGCAGGUUUCACACCACCGAUCACUCCUCUCGGAUUCCAGCAGUCCUUCGGUAUGCCAAACGGACCAGCUCAGUACCAGCAGGCCCCAAUCGGCACGAGGCUCUCGCCGACCGCCACAGACUUCGGACAGCAUAGGCAGGGUCCAUAUCAAGCAGGUCCGAGCCAGAGCACUACCUACGUCAACCCCAUCGAGCCACUCAACUACCGCCGUCUUCUCGACCGCAACAUGAGCUGCAACUGGAAGUACAUUGUCGACAAGAUUGUGUGCAACAACGACCAGCAAGCCUCCAUCUUCCUGCAGCAGAAGCUCAAGGUCGCCACCCCAGACCAAAAGUUCGAGAUCGUCGGCGCUAUCAUCGAUCAAGCGUAUCCACUCAUGGUCAACCGCUUCGGCAACUUCCUCGUCCAGCGUUGCUUCGAGCACGGCACUGGCGAGCAGGUCAUCGCCAUCGCGCAAGCCAUCCGCGGUAACACUCUGAACCUCAGCAUGGAUGCUUUCGGCUGCCACGUGGUCCAAAAGGCAUUCGACUCCGUGCCAGAAGAGUACAAGGCGAUCAUGGUGCAUGAGCUCCUGCGUCGCAUCCCAGAGACCGUCAUCCACCGCUACGCUUGCCACGUCUGGCAGAAGCUCUUUGAGUUACGCUGGAGCGGUUCGCCACCCCAGAUCAUGAAGUACGUCAACGAGGCUCUCCGCGGCAUGUGGCACGAAGUCGCUCUCGGCGAGACUGGCAGCCUGGUGGUUCAGAACAUCUUUGAGAACUGUCUCGAAGAAGACAAGCGUCCGUGUGUCAACGAGGUUCUUGCUAGCAUCGACGUCGUCGCCCACGGCCAGUUCGGCAACUGGUGCAUCCAGCACAUCUGCGAGCACGGCGCCAUCCCCGACCACAGCCGCGCCACCGACCACGUCAUUCGCUUCGCCACGGAGUACAGCAUGGAUCAGUUCGCCUCGAAGGUUGUGGAGAAGUGCCUCAAGAUUGGUGGGGCGGAAUUCCUCGACCGCUACCUCGACGUCGUCUGCGAAGCUCACCCCGAGCGCCCACGUAUGCCACUCAUCGACAUCGCCGGUGACCAGUUCGGGAACUACCUCAUCCAGUACGUCCUCAGCAACGCCGACCCGGAGCGUCGCGAGAUGGUCGCUGCCCACAUCCGCAAGCACAUGGUCUCCCUCCGGGGCUCCAAGUACGGCUCCCGCGUUGCCAUGCUCUGCUCCAACCCGGCUGUCGCCACACGCCCAGGUCCAGGAACUGGUCUACCUCUCGGUCGCCACAACAAUGGGUACUGUAGUGAUCGCUUCGGCGGCGAGCUCACUCGCUCCUACUCCAACGAGCGUCAGUACGGAGGCAUGAGCCGUGGCGGUUUCGGAGGUCCAUACCGCUGA